AUGGUCUAUCAUACCAUGAAGGCAGUAAUGGCACCAAGAUUGAAAAGUGAAAUGAAUUAAAUGAUGAUUUUGGGCAGAGAUUAAAAGUCAUUCAUAAUGGUGAAUAUGAAAAUGGUAAUAAAAUUUGGUAAACAGAAGGUGUUACUUUUGCAGUUAAAUUAUAUAUUUUUGAUAUUUUUAGUGUAUAUUUGGUAGUUUGAUUAUGAUUCAAAUUAGUCUUGA
Messenger RNA from Paramecium pentaurelia, 222 nucleotides. The record is from the annotation of a GenBank genome assembly. NCBI's taxonomy places the organism in Eukaryota, Ciliophora, Oligohymenophorea, Peniculida, Parameciidae.